Messenger RNA from Sitophilus oryzae (rice weevil), 872 nucleotides. RefSeq lists its product as uncharacterized. Gene Ontology annotation, biological process: regulation of transcription by RNA polymerase II. Lineage: Eukaryota; Metazoa; Arthropoda; Insecta; Coleoptera; Curculionidae. The record is from RefSeq and is a predicted model, not a curated record. The coding region runs from base 21 to 872 and encodes 283 amino acids. The transcript is spliced from 4 exons. Gene Ontology annotation, cellular component: transcription regulator complex; nucleus.
UGAAGGUACAGUAAAAAAAAAUGUUCGACACAGAAAUUUUUAUUUGUGAAAUUGAAAAGCGGCCUGCAAUAUACGAUAUAAAAAGUAAAGAAUAUAGCAAUAAGGAUGUUAAAGCGAAAAUGUGGGAAGAAGUGGCCAUGGUUAUGUACAAAAACUGGAACGAGUUACCGAUCCAGGAGAGAAAUAAAUUAGGAAAAGAGCUUCAAACACGAUGGAAAUCGUUAAGGGAUCAAUUCCGAAAAGAGGUGAGAGCGACAAAAAUAACACAAAGUGGACAAUCUGCAGCAAAGAAAAAGAAGAAAUAUGUUUAUUUCGAUAACCUCCUUUUCCUAUUGCCAGCAUUAGAUACAAAAGUAACUGCUUCUAACUUCCUUGAUGAUACAAGUAGAAGUGAAACAGAAGCAACAGUGCAAAGUGAUGAUAGUGAGCUGGCUAUUCCAGAUGAAACAACGCCAUUGCAUGUAUCUCCUGUUCAGACAACACCUGCAGCCACAACUAGGGAAACUAAAAGAAAAAAGACCAAGAAAUGUUUCUUCGGAUAUGUUGCAAUUCCUGAAAAUAACAAAAAUAUGGAUAAAAUGACAGAUAAACAACAACCCUCCACUAGUAGAAUGGAAACAUCUGCCCACUGUGUAAAAAUCAAAACCACGGAUCCUACUGGAAAUAGCAAAAAUAAUGAAGAUGUCAGCAUGACUGGAGUUACUGACGAUAAUGAACCUGACGACAUAGGAGAAAUGCAAGACACAGAAAAUAAUGUCUGUCUUCUUUGCGGCGAGUUUGGUCGAGAUCAAGAAUUAUGGUUCCGAUGCGUAAAUUGCGGAGGCUGGGUGCACGCAAAAUGUAGCAGAGUUAAUAAAGAAAUACGUGUGUGA